ACUUCCCGCGCGCACACGGGUGCGAUCGAGGUCCGGUCACGGGGUCGCGCAUUUUUUGUUAUCGAUUUGCCAGGUCCACGCCCGGUUCCUGUUGGACCUCCAGAGUCCAGCGAUGAAGCAUCGGUGGAGGUGGGGGAGAAAACAGGGCAUUACAUCAGACCCGCGUCCACUGUGCUCAGCAUCGGUCCGAUCGCACAGAAAAGUGAAGGGUGGUUGAUACAAAAAGGAUGGAGGGGAAGAGGCAGAAGAAACUUCGGGGAGGGCUGUUUUGUUAAAAAGCCAACGGGGACGUCGCAUAGGAGGACAUCUGGGCGGCUCGAGGCGGGGGCCACCGGGCGCGUGCAUCCGACCCCCCGGUUUCGGACCGCGAUGUUGCAAUGCGCGUACGCGGCGGGCGCGCCACCGCCGCCGCCGCCGGUCCGAGCUCCUCUGCGGCUGCCUGCGCUGAUUGACACGGCCGAGGGGUGGGGACGCAGGGUGGGGUCACAAGCAGGGAGAGGCGGAGGAGAGACGGAGCCAGGCGAGCCCAGCCCAGCCCAGCCCAGCCCCGAGCCCGAGCACGGUAACAACACGCCGAGAGAGAGACGAGGGGGAAGAAAAGAGCGCUUCGACGGCGGGGAUAUGAUUUAAAAAAGAGGCUCCCGGAAGACGCGACCUCUACUUUUUAUUUCCCUUCCCCCUUCCCCGACACGUCCAUUGGAAAAGUGGAAGGCUGCCAGCAAAAAAAUAUUAUUAUAAACAUAUAUAAUAAUAUCGGUUAUUGUGAGACACCCCGGCCGGUCGACCCCCUUGCAGUCCGCCCGCCCAGCCAGCGAGAUGCACAAGGAGACCCGCAAGAGUAAAUGCGAAGCAAGUCCUAAGAAGCCCCGCACCUCCAACUCUGACUCCAAGGGAACGAUGCCGGCGGUGCAAGUGAAGGUGGAGCCAGAGGAGGCGGAGAGCUCGAAACCUGAGGCCUGUGAGGACUCCCCAUCUCCCGCCGGGCCCAAGGCCAAAGGCCCCGCCCCCUCGGAGUCUGCUUCCCCCCCGCCCCUCUGCACGGCCAAGCCUGAGAUCCUGUCCGUGGACCAGACGGAGCCGGUCGACCUAUCCCUGAACAAGCCGCGAUCCAGCCUCCCGCCGGCGACGGCGGCCGCGUCCAGCCCCUCAGGCGCUGCCACGCCGGGCGCCCAGGCCGUGACCACCACCCCCAUCCCAGCGGUGCUGUCUCCUGGCUCCAUCCUGGCCUCCACCCAGGGCGUGGGCGGCCAGCAGAUCCUGCACGUCAUCCACACCAUCCCAUCGGUGAACAUGCCCAGCAAGAUGGGUCAGCUGCAGACUAUCCCCGUGGUGGUGCAGUCACUGCCCGUGGUCUACACCACCAUGCCCAGCGACGGCAUGGCCACCGCCGCCAUCACCGUGCCCCUCAUUGGCAGCGAUGGCCGCUCCGAAGGCUCUGUACGCAUCAAGCCCGGGUCUGCAUCGCCGGUGGAGUUCCAGAGCGACAGUGAUGUGGAGAGUGGCACCGAGUCCGGUUCCGCCUCCUUCAGCACGCGGGGCAUGGAUACCGGCUCGGGGGCCGACCUGGACAUCCCGGCUGACCCCGAUUCGCCGGACAUGAAGAGGAGGCGAGUCCACAUGUGUGACUAUGACGGCUGCAACAAGGUCUACACCAAGAGCUCCCACCUGAAGGCACACCGCAGGAUACACACAGGGGAGAAGCCGUACCACUGCACCUGGGAGGGCUGCACUUGGCGCUUCGCCCGCUCCGACGAGCUGACGCGUCACUUCCGCAAGCACACCGGCAUCAAGCCCUUCCGCUGCACAGACUGUGACCGCAGCUUCUCGCGCUCCGACCACCUCGCGCUGCACCGGCGCCGCCACGUCAUGAUGUGAACCGCGUGAGCGCGCUACCAUGGAGAUGGCGGCUCAAGAACCACGCGCCGGGUGUGGGAGGUGGGACUACAGAUGGCUCCGCCUCCCCCAACCCAGCUCUCCUCCCUCCCACCUUCUCCCACGUAUGGGGGAGGAGCUGAGUGACAGUGGGAAUUUCUUGGUCAGUACGCCACGUUUGUUAGUCAUAACCCCCACACCCCCUCCAUAGGAGCCAGAGUACCCCCCCCCCAUUACCGUAGGUGUGAAAUUCAACCCCGGGGGCCAAAAGCCUUAUUACACAGGUGAUCUGGAAGCAUGGAAAGUAUAAUAACUAAUGUGGCCCCUAGGUGGUUUGGGGUGGGGGGGGGUGUGCUGGCUCAGCUGGGGGGCGGGGAUGUAUGCCGCCACCCCCCCCCCCCCCCCCCGGAAUGGACUCUUCUUGCUGCUGCCGCAUGGCUAGGCAACACGCCCAGGACUCUUUAACAGCGCUGACGGGGUGGGGGGGUAAGAGGGCCAUCACAUACUCAUCUUCUGGGAUUAUUUUCGGGGGCAACAUCCUGAGCUGUCUUCUGAUCGUUUACUCAGUGGAUUUUUUUUUUUCCCCUCUUAAUUAUAAUUACUGUUUUCAAAUUUUGAAUUUUUUUUUUAAACGUUGUAGGUUAUCGUUUUCCACAGCGGGUUCGGAAAGCUCACCCCACCCUCGUUGUCGUCGUCUCCGAUGCGGCCCGGGGGAGGGGCUCGCCGCCGUUAACGUUUCACAUGCCGGCGUGUGGCAUGUCCGUAAGCGACCCUGGGGAACAUGAGGUGGGGAGAAGCUGUGAAUCCGUUGGCGUGUCCCUUAUUUAAUCCCUGACGCUGUAAGACUUCCAUCUUCCUGUACCCUUAGAUUUAACGUCAGUGUUCUCGGUUGGUUCCGUCGAGACUGGCUAAGGAACGUCACGAUCCCCAUUAUGACACGAACCGCAACUCGCCUGGCUUCAGCAAAGGCUGUGAAACAGCUUGAGAUUGAACACGCUACCCGCAGGGACUGGAGUGGGGGGGGAACAUGCGUGCCUCAGAGAUUUCCCUUUUUUUAAAAGCUUAUUAUUGUGUAAUAAAUGAAUUCUGGGGUGAUGUGCUGCUACUGGCUGAGUUUUAGCCCCUGAAGGCCGAGUGAAAUUUACCAGGGUUAAGUGGCAGGGUGGGCUUGUUUGCGGGGCCUGUGAAGCAGAGGACCCCACCCAGGACCGUCUUCUAUCAGCCCCCCCCCCUCCUAGCUCCUGCCUGGGAGCAUGCGCGCACUAAUGCCAGAUGCCUGAAGGGGGCGCCCAUCCCCACACGUCGCCCUACAUUAUUGUCACUGGCCUUCAGCUGUUGUCGCUGGUGUCAUUUUGUGGCCGGCUGCUCCUCUUGGCGGGCAGCGGGCACCCUGUGAGAUCCUGGCAGCCGUGGGUGCCAGUCAGUUAGCCGCCACUCGGAGUACGCGUGGAGGAAGGCAAAGGAUACAAGCCGAGACCCAGCAAGCAACAUGGGGGGGGCUAGAUGAUUAUAUUUCUUUUACGUAAUCUAAAGUGUUACUAAGCACAUCUUUUUUAAAAGAAAUGUGUAUUUAAUUGCAAUUCUUUUUGUAAACUGUUCAUAGACAUUAGGACAAUGAUGAAUAAUUAAAAAUACAGUAAAACAAAAUGUACAUAAUGUAUAUAAGUACUCAGAAGUGCAGAAUACAUGUAACGGGUGGAUAUCUAUUUUUAACACUGACUAGACAAUGUGAAAUAUCUUUCGUUUUAUUUUUCUUUUUUUUCCCCUCUGGUUUUAAGAAACGUGUUAACUCCUUUUUGUUUGUUUUAAUUAUGCGAGAAGUUUCACGUGUGUUGUGCUCACUGGUGUUGCAUGGAAAGUACCAUUUUUUUAUUAUUUUUUUUGGUGAAAGUGGGGAGCACGUGCAGCAAUGGACCGCCAGCACGAGAUCAUCCAUACGGUGGUGUCUCCCAGAGACUGGCCAGCCUCCCUUAAUGCUGGCGGCCCCAGAUUUGCAGCGCGCACACGCAUCAAAUGAUUCCUCUGUAACGUCGCCCGCUCCAUUUGCUUACACCUUGUAGACGAGCAGGUCAAACGGCAUCCAACAAUAACGAAAUUCCAGCCUCCCCUCCCCCCAACCCAGACGAAUAUACGACUGUCUGAUGACCUGUCAUGUCUCGCGUAAGUUGAGAGAUUCAGUUUGCAAAGUUUUUAGUUACUGCUCGAGGUUUAUUUAAGUACACCCGCCACUGUUUCUUUUCGUGGACUAUCUAGCUGAGGCUUUUUAAAACUUCUUUCGUUAAUGAUUGUAUUGCCGCAAGACGUAAAGACCGGUAUGUGACUGUUAGCAGUGUGGAUAAAUGGCAAACUGAAGGGAACAGCGCCCUCUGGUGCUGGAGUGAUGUUAAUGACAAAGGACUUGUGCGCGUGUGUUUCUGUGCGUGUGUACGGGUGCGCCUGUGUGCUUCUACUCAUCAUAAUCUAAAUCUUCUUAAAAAUCAUAGGUAUUUUAUAUUGAAUGCAGUAAUUUAUGGGCCAGUAAUAUAAUACUCAGUGCAAUGCAGUUAUUGUUAUAAUACAAAUAUUUCUUUUGUAUUUGUACAGAACAAAUGUGUAAAGAUCAGCGAGGAAAACGUGAGCUUUUUGAUACUGUGAGAAAUGGUGUGAAAAGUCAGUUUCCCUGUACAGUUGUGAUUAUCCCCCCCCCUUUUAUAGAAUAAAAUGUUUUUGGUGCA
Brienomyrus brachyistius is the source of this 4586-nucleotide messenger RNA. RefSeq names its product Kruppel-like factor 8 (gene klf8). Bases 817 to 1875 code for a protein of 352 amino acids. Gene Ontology annotation, molecular function: DNA-binding transcription factor activity, RNA polymerase II-specific; RNA polymerase II cis-regulatory region sequence-specific DNA binding. The record is from RefSeq and is a predicted model, not a curated record. The transcript is spliced from 6 exons. Lineage: Eukaryota; Metazoa; Chordata; Actinopteri; Osteoglossiformes; Mormyridae. Gene Ontology annotation, biological process: regulation of transcription by RNA polymerase II.